Ctenocephalides felis (cat flea) is the source of this 870-nucleotide messenger RNA. RefSeq names its product ATP-dependent DNA helicase PIF1-like. The record is from RefSeq and is a predicted model, not a curated record. Bases 1 to 870 code for a protein of 289 amino acids. The transcript has 2 exons. NCBI's taxonomy places the organism in Eukaryota, Metazoa, Arthropoda, Insecta, Siphonaptera, Pulicidae.
AUGCGAGUGGUUUUGCAACAAGAUGAAACAGCAAAAGUGUUUUCAAAGCAGUUACUAAAUAUUGGAAAUGGUAAUGUCGCAGUUGAUGCCUCGAACGGGUUAAUAACAUUUCCCGCAGAUUUUUGCAGUUUUACAAACACAAAGGAGGGGCUUAGUCAAUGCGUAUUCUCAGAUAUAAACCAACAAUUUUACGAUCUCAAUUGGCUGAGCGAACGAACAAUAUUGGCGGCGAAAAACAAAGAUGUCGAUGAUCUCAAUGCAACAAUACAAAGUUUACUUCCAGGGGAAUGCUUUACUUAUAAAUCUGUAGACACAGCUACAAAUCAGGAUGACAUACUCAACUAUCCUACAGAAUUUUUAAAUUCAUUAGAAUUGCCUGGGCUGCCACCACAUAAUUUAAAAUUGAAAGUAGGAUCACUUGUCAUCAUGCUACGUAAUUUAAAUCAGCCCAUACUAUGCAAUGGAACAAGAUUGGUUGUGAAAAAGCUAAUAAAUAAUGUAAUUGUGGCAAAAAUCAUUAAAGGAAAAUACAAGGGACAAAAUGUAUUGAUCCCGCGAAUUCCUAUGAUCCCAACGGAUUUACCAUUUGAUUUCAGGCGUUUACAAUUUCCAAUACGCCUCGCUUUUGCAAUGAGCAUCAAUAAAUCGCAAGGACAGUCGCUGCAGGUUUGCGGUAUCAACUUAGAGUUUCCAUGUUUCGCACACGGCCAAUCAUACGUUGCGUGUUUGCGCGUCGCAGCAGAUGAUGACUCGUCAGAAUCAAAUAUUGAAAUUGAGCCAUCGAAUGUUGCUAGAGCAAGGCAGAUCAGAAGAAGAACUACAUUACAAGAAAUCAGGGACGAUAAAAGACAACUUUAUAAGAAAUGUUAG